GUAAAAGUUAAUGACGGUUGACAUUGGAAAGGUUGUACUUUUUACAUCGCUUCCACCGAUUUAACUGAAGGUGUGUCAGAUACUUCAGACAAAGAGUAAGAAGGAAGGACUCAAUCUGCCCAUGGAACUAGCAAGGCGUAUCGCUGACAAGAGCAACCGUAACCUGUGCCGGGCUCUUCUGUUGUGUGAGACAUGCAGGGUCCAACAGUACCCGUUCAGUGGGGACCAGACGGUCAGUGAGCCAGACUGGGAGGUCUACCUGAGAGAGACAGCCCACAUGAUAGUCCAGCAGCAGAGCCCCAAGAGACUGUUUGAGGUUCGAGGCAGGCUGUAUGAGCUGUUGACACACUGCAUACUUGCCGACGUCAUUAUGAAGGGUCUUCUGCAGAACGUGAUCAACAAUUGUGACGGGGAGUUGAAGACAGAGGUGAUCCAAACAGCAGCCUACUAAGACCACCGGCUGCAAAUGGGGCAGAAGGCCAUAUACCACCUGGAGGCUUUUGUCGCAAAGUUUAUGGCUAUU
Dreissena polymorpha is the source of this 523-nucleotide messenger RNA. Its product is annotated as replication factor C subunit 3-like. The record is from RefSeq and is a predicted model, not a curated record. The transcript is spliced from 5 exons. Gene Ontology annotation, molecular function: DNA binding. Lineage: Eukaryota; Metazoa; Mollusca; Bivalvia; Myida; Dreissenidae. Gene Ontology annotation, biological process: DNA replication. Bases 122 to 451 code for a protein of 109 amino acids.